Castor canadensis (American beaver) is the source of this 2343-nucleotide messenger RNA. Lineage: Eukaryota; Metazoa; Chordata; Mammalia; Rodentia; Castoridae. The record is from RefSeq and is a predicted model, not a curated record.
AUGACUGAAAACGUGGCUCUCUGGAGACUCAGCCUGAGGCAGGGAUGGGGAGAAGAGAGUGUGGGUAUCCUGGGGCACUCUCACCCUGGCUUAGCCUAUCCAAGCUUUACUCAACCUGGACAGCUGUCAAACAAAACAGUGGAAGCUGUCCUCAGGGUCCUCCAGAAGCUGGGGAAAGCUGAUGAAACAAAAGAUGAACAGUUUGAAGAAUAUGUGCAGAACUUCAAACGACAGGAGGCAGAGGGUACCAGACUUCAGCGAGAACUCCGGGGAUAUUUAGCAGCAAUCAAAGGCAUGCAGGAGGCCUCAAUGAAGCUCACCGAGUCACUGCAUGAAGUCUAUGAGCCAGAUUGGUAUGGGCGGGAAGAUGUGAAAAUGGUGGGUGAGAAAUGUGAUGUGCUGUGGGAAGACUUCCAUCAGAAACUAGUGGAUGGGUCCUUGCUGACACUGGACACUUAUCUGGGCCAAUUUCCUGACAUAAAGAAUCGCAUCGCCAAGCGCAGCAGGAAGCUGGUGGACUACGACAGUGCCCGCCACCACCUGGAAGCUCUGCAGAGCUCCAAAAGGAAGGAUGAGAGUCGGAUCUCUAAGGCAGAAGAGGAGUUUCAGAAAGCACAGAAAGUGUUUGAAGAGUUCAAUGUUGACCUACAAGAAGAGUUACCAUCAUUAUGGUCAAGACGAGUUGGAUUUUAUGUCAAUACUUUCAAAAACGUCUCCAGCCUUGAGGCCAAGUUUCAUAAGGAAAUUGCAGUGCUUUGCCACAAACUCUAUGAAGUGAUGACGAAACUGGGUGACCAGCAUGCUGACAAGGCCUUCACCAUUCAAGGGGCCCCCAGAACAAGGUGUGAUUCUGGACCUCUCCGUAUUGCAAAGACACCAUCACCACCAGAGGAGGUUUCGCCCCUGCCAAGCCCAACAGCCAGUCCUAAUCACACGCUAGCACCUGCAUCUCCUGCACCAGUGCGGCCCAGAUCGCCUUCACAGACAAGGAAGGGUCCCCCUGUCCCACCUCUGCCUAAAGUCACCCCGACAAAGGAACUGCAGCAGGAGAACAUCAUCAAUUUCUUUGAGGACAACUUUGUUCCAGAAAUCAGUGUAACAACUCCUUCCCAGAACGAUAUCCCAGAGGUGAAGAAAGAGGAGACUUUGCUAGAUCUGGACUUUGACCCUUUCAAGCCUGAGGUGGCACCUGUGGGUUCUGCUGGAGUGACUCACUCACCCAUGUCUCAGACAUUGCCCUGGGACUUAUGGACGACAAGCACUGAUUUGGCACAACCGGCUUCUGGUGGUUCAUUUAAUGGGUUCACACAGGUAAGGAAUCAAGACACUUCACUAUUUGCAAUGCAGGCAGAUCAGAGCAUGGCCGAAACUGAACAGGCUCCCCCCACAGAGCCGAAAGCAGAGGAACCUCCAACCACUGCUGCUGCACCUGCUGUUGGGCUGGACAUUGAACUGGACACUCAGGCUGAGGAGCCAGUAGAGGAGACUGAAGUCUUACCUGGAACUGAUGCUGAUGUGGCUGUGGGACCCUCCGUGUCAGCUGAGGGGGCCUUGGUGGAGGAAGCAGAGGCAGAGAAGGCAGCUCUCCCUGUUGGGGAAGGAGGAAAGCUAGAGGAAGCCAUAAUUGAUACUGAAACCACCGAGGUUGUAGACAGUGACAGACCUCAGUCAGCAGAGACAGAAGCAGCAGCAGCACCUCAAGUCAUUCCUUCCGUCGUCAUUGAGCCUGCCUCCAACCAUGAAGAGGAGGGAGAUCACGAAAUAGGAGAGAUUAAGGAGGCCACCAAGGAUGUGGAUCCUGUAGUUUCCACAGGGGAGACUCAAGAGCUGGCCACGGAUCAGAAGCCCCUGGAGGACCUUCACGCUGUGCCUCCUGCACCAGCGGGUGCUGUAGACCAGUUCGCAUCUGCAGGGGAGGCCACCCAGGAUGUGCCUCCUGGUUUUCUCUACAAGGUGGAAACACUGCAUGAUUUUGAGGCAGCAAAUUCUGAUGAACUUAACCUACAAAGGGGUGAUGUGGUGCUGGUGGUCCCCUCAGAUUCGGAAGCUGACCAGGUGCUGGGAGUGGGGCAUGGGGUGGGUGGUAUCAAUCUCUAUCCUUCAGGUUGUAACCCAUUUGUUCAAGGCAUGUUCCCUUUGGAAGGUCCAGUGAUUGCCUCCAAGUCCACGUUUCUUUGCUCAUUAAAUGGUUAUCAAGCUCUUGCAAAGUCAUUGCUGGUGGUAGCAAAGUGUCCAACCCUGGGGGAUGGAGGAAUAGGAUGCAAGUGGUUACCAGCCAUGGAGAAAGGAGAGCAGGGAGGAGCAGUGAACGAGGAGUAUGGACAGCGCCCAGUGGAUCGAUGA